AUGGCAGCCAAAGCUGAGCAAUGUCUCCUAUGGCUUCAAGCUUGCCAUGAGAAGCACGUCCACAACGAUCAACACUUCAAUCCUUGCCCGAAAGUUGCGAAACUAUUUGCUCAAGCAGCAGCAGAUAAGUUGACUGAUGAGCAGUUUGAGCAACUCGGCCGAUUCCUCAAAGACCCUCGUGCCGCAGAUGGUCUGCUGGUGCUCGGAUCUUGGUGGGAUCCGGAAAGCAAGACCAUUAAGUUGCUCGUGGAGAAGGGGAUGAAGGGAGAGUUCACUUUCGAGUUCGACUGGCACUGGAGAGCCGAGGAGACGUUCGGUGGCAACUGCCACACCAGCCAAUGGGAUAAGAAGCUCCGCAGCCUGCGCGACCAAUUGUCUGCCGAUUUGCUAGAGAUCUUGCCUCUACCAUUUGUCGUGACGGGUUCAGCAUGCACCCGAAAAAGCCUAAAGAAGACUCUACAUGCCAAAACUUCAUCUUUGAGAAUUGAUUUGGGAAUGCCGGAGGCUGCUCUGGACUUUGAUCUCGAUUUUCAAGAGGACGGUUUGCGCCGUAUCAUUGUCCAUGUCCCUCAUCCGACAGGGGGAUUCUACCGGUUUGACGACAAAAAAACCGGACAGGCCCUCCAGCUUGAUGGAGGAAUUGACUUCUUCCUCUGGCUGGCUGGAAGAGAAAAAGAUCCCGCAGUCGUUCUGGCUUCAGGAGAUUCAAUUGCCGCUGCCGCCUCCUUGUUGAUACGGCAGAAGAUAAGCAACUCUCAGCUGGAGGUACAGAGGAGAAAGCGCGAGGAAAGGGCCGCUAUGGACCUCGAGGAAACGGAUCUCGACUCAGCUGUUGGGUUCCAAACUUUCCACGGGGGUACUAUCACGGUGCGAAAGGUUGGCCGGAUUCUGGUCGAUGGGUCACCAUUGUCUUUUGCCAUUGAGCGAGACAAGGCGAGAAAGAUCUUGGAUCUUAGAGGGGUCCCAAGAAUUGGGUUUUUGCUUGACAACAUUGAGCUGAGUGUGGCCUGGCUUGCUCAAAUCACCUAUGAGCUAGAGAUACUAGGGGUCACGACCGAAUCAAGCCUGCCAUCAGCAAAUUCAGCAGGUCCCGUCAUCAACCAGCUUGUGCCAGCGCCGCGCACUGAUCCCGUCGUCAACCAGCUUGUGCCAGCGCCGCGCACUGGUCCCGUCAUCAACCAGCUUGUGCCAGCGCCGCGCACUGGUCCCGUCGGGGGUCGGUGGAUCAACGCAGAAGUCAGGAAAAGUCUUCUGGAAGGAGGCUUGUUUCACUGUGUCCAAUCGAAUACACAUCAUCUGCAUCAGAAGGUAUACGUCGGAGGUAUCAGCUUUCCUGUACCUAAGGAGGCCGAUGCUAAGACCAUCUUUAUCAAAUGCUUCCUUACCGACGAAGGUAAGGACGAGACCUGGACGGAAAACCAGCCUCGACGAUUUCUCGACAAGUGCCCGGCUAAGCAAAGAUAUCAACCGACCUAUACAAGCUAGUGGUUGAAAGAGCAAGAAUGAGGGUAUAUCCGUAGUGAUGGCCAUGAGCAGUGCGUUUGGUCUUGAACGUUCUAAGAUCCACCAUGCUAAAGCCUUCCCGCCACCCGCCCCCCGCUCCUCUAUAGGCCGCUGGAGCCGCAGGUAGCUCCUGCUGGUAAUUACCUAUGCGCUAUCAUGUACGCUACGAUUUUUGGAAGGGUUUUUGCUGCGAGUGCCUGCCGGGCUGCCGGGAAUUCUGACGGCACCACCACUCAACUUACACGCUAGGCAAUGGAAUUGAACGCUGCGCUGCCAAUGGAAUUGAAUGCUGCGCUGGUGGUUGAAUUGAACGUUGGGCGAUUGAAUUGAAGACUGAGUGGGCGGUUGAGUUAAACGCUGUGUCGGCAGCGCUAGGCUACCGGGCGCUACCAGCUAGACAAUUGAACUGAACGUCAGGCGAUUGAAUUAAAC
Molecule: messenger RNA, 1935 nt
Organism: Phialemonium atrogriseum
Lineage: Eukaryota; Fungi; Ascomycota; Sordariomycetes; Cephalothecales; Cephalothecaceae
Exons: 5
Coding region: 1-1485 (494 amino acids)
Source: RefSeq, a predicted model, not a curated record